Molecule: messenger RNA, 2797 nt
Organism: Amphibalanus amphitrite
Lineage: Eukaryota; Metazoa; Arthropoda; Thecostraca; Balanomorpha; Balanidae
Product: peptidyl-prolyl cis-trans isomerase FKBP8-like
Exons: 8
Coding region: 394-2163 (589 amino acids)
Molecular function (GO): peptidyl-prolyl cis-trans isomerase activity; protein binding
Source: RefSeq, a predicted model, not a curated record
UGUUUGGGCUGGCUGGCUGCCAACAGAGGUGUGCGUUUGUUAUUUAUUUUUGUUUUCGACAGAAAGAGACAACUCACAAUUGCGAAGAGAUAACCUUUUUGACAUUAACACACUCAGAAGAUUGGUGGAAAAUGUGAUGAGGUUGAGAUAUUUAAAGAUUGAGAUGAGGAGUGAGUGAGCGUUGCCGUUAUUUUAUUUUUUGUUUUGAUCAGAAGAUGGAUUGAAAUGUGUGAUAAAUAGGUAUUCCAGAGAUGAUUGUACAUACCUAAAUGAAGAUCCGAGUUGAAAUGGAAAAAAGCAAGAGAAAACAGGGAUUAUUAUUGGAACAGUAGUUUGGUUAUGAUUCUGCAAACACCUUUGUCAUAACCACAAGAAAGGACAGCUUUUACAACCAUGUCUGAGGCACAAACUGCAGGGGAUGCUGUGCAGGCCAACAGUUCACCUUCACCACUCCAGGAUGGCCUGAGCACUGAGUCCACGCCUGAGUCAGCAGUGCAGUCUUCUGGAGAUGCACCCACACAGUCUGCUGAAAAAGACACAAAGCCUGUGGCAUCUGAAGUGGAGCCAGUGCCUGUAUCACUGGCUAGUCACAUGGCAGGAGAUAAGGCAGAGCCUGCUCAGCUGCAAGAAAAGCCUGAUCUGCCUUCUGGUGGUUCUUCUGAGCCCCAGCCGAAUUCAGACAGCUCAACAGCCAAUGGUUCAGUGGAUUCUCCCUGCAAGGCCACUCAAGAUAAGCCAUCUUCUGAGCCCACAGAAUCCCCAACCCCUGCUGAGCUUUCAUCUGUGCCUUCAGAGAAGUCUGAUUCCUCGCACUCUGCCGAUGCUGCGUCUCCUCCAGCUGCCGUAGCCCCGCCUGCUGAAGCCCCUGCUGAAGCUCCUGGUGAAGCUCCUGCCGAACCUCCGGCCGCGCCCCCUGCGGAACCCCCCGCGGCACCUCCGGCCGAUUCCGGCCAGGACGACUCCGGCUGUGACACAGAGCCGGAGCCGGAGCGGCAGUCGUCGGCGCCGGCGUCGAUGGCCGAGCGGCGCGGCCCCGAGAUGGCCGACGUCGAGAAGCUGGCGCGCUCGGUGGUCUCGGACACGCUGGAGAAGGCCAAGCAGGAGGCCAGCCUGCAGCGCUCGCUGGAUAACCGGCGCCAGGACCCGGACACCGACGACGACGGCUGGCUCGAUAUCGUCGGCAACGGACAGCUAAAAAAGAAGGUGCUGACGGCCGGCCGCGGUGACCGCUCCGACCGACCGCAGCGCAGUCAGCUGGCCUCCGUGCACCUCUCUGCCCACUUUGAGGACGGACGGCCGGUGAGCGGUCUGCCCGAGCGGCUGACAUUCGGCCUGGGAGACGGAGAGGUGAUCACCGGUCUGGACAUGGCCGUGGGCCUGAUGCAGCCCGGAGAGACGGCCGAGGUCUACAUGGACGCCAGGUUCGCGUAUGGCGAGAAGGGUCUGGACGACGCUGUGCCUCCCAACACGAACCUGAUCUUCACUGUACAGCUGGAGAGCGUCCAGCCGGAGCCAAAGUAUGAGGAGAUGAGCGCCGAGCAGCGCCUCGAGAUCGGGAGUCAGAAGCGAGACCGCGGCAACUGGUGGUUCAAGCGCGAGGACUUCAACCACGCCAUCCAGUGCUACCGACGGGCGCUGGACUUUUUCGACAACGAAUCUGAUGAGUUCACGGGUCUGCCCGACGACGUGCACCUGCUCUUCGAGGAGCGGCUCAAGGUGCACAACAACAUGGCAGCCGCCCAGAUGAAGCUCGAGGCAUACGACGCGGCUCUGCGCUCCCUCCAGCUGGUGCUAACCUGCCAGCCCAACAACGUCAAGGCGCUGUUCAGGAAGGGCAAGGUGCUGAUGGCACAGAACCAGGUGGCGGACGCGGCCGAGACGCUGCGAGAGGCGCUCAAACACAGUCCUGACAACCGCACCGUUCAGGCCGAGCUCAACCGCGUGCUGGGAGUUCAGCGAAAACAGGCCGAGGAGCAGAAGAGCAUGUACCGCAAGAUGCUGGGCCUGCCACCGGCCGAGGAGCGUCCGGCGUCGGCGCAGGCCACAAAGAAGGUAGCCUCCUUAUCCUGGCUUCCGUCCAAGUCGUUCCCGGUGAAGCUGCUCGUGGCCGGCGUGGCGUGUGCGCUGGCUGCCAUCGCCGUCCACCGUCUGAAGCUGUUCUAGCGGCGCUGUCGGUCGGUAGCGCUCGGCGCGGCCGCUCCUCCCUCCCAGCUGCGCCCUCCAGUGCCCUCCCAGGCGGCCACCCCGUGCCCAACCGUCCCGCUCAGAUACCCCUCUAUGGCAGAGAUUCUGUGCUCACAAGCGUCGGCGCUCAAGUGGCUCGCUCACAGCGCUAAAUAGUGAUAUGGAGUGAGGCCGGUCAGUGGUCCACUCAGCGUAUACCGGUGGCGGCGUCUGUGUAUCUGCGAGUGUGGAGUGAACUGAACAGAGUGAACUCAGCAACGGUGGGUGGGAACGGUGACCAGCGCCCAGUUUAAACGGUACUCCAGAGUAUGAUUAUAUGAUUAUUGGAUGAAUGUGUGAACACUGCGGGCAUAGCCCGAUAUCGUGCCGAGUAAGGAGUGAGCCCAGAGCUGGACUUUUGCCCCCAGAACUGGGAGCGAGAGAGAUUAUAACCGUGUCGGAGCUCCGAUGUCCGCGAAGAGGCGGACCGGGGACGGUCGGCCACAUCGCUAACACAGAGAGAAACGGAAGGGAAUCGUGGACCAAUUGUUGCUGAUUGCUGUUGUAUUGUGUUGCACUGCACCGAGCCCAGUUGGCACUUGCGAGCAGAUGCCGAAUAAAUUUAUCUAGUCCA